Castor canadensis (American beaver) is the source of this 3581-nucleotide messenger RNA. It is a transcript of the gene Raly, whose product is annotated as RALY heterogeneous nuclear ribonucleoprotein. The record is from RefSeq and is a predicted model, not a curated record. Gene Ontology annotation, cellular component: nucleus. Gene Ontology annotation, molecular function: RNA binding. NCBI's taxonomy places the organism in Eukaryota, Metazoa, Chordata, Mammalia, Rodentia, Castoridae.
UUGUUGAGAUGAAGUUUUGCUAACUUUGCCUGGACUACCCUUAAACCAUGAUCCUCCUGAUCGGAGCCUUCGGAAUAGCUAGGAUUACAGGCAUGAACUACUGUGCCUAGCUAAAACUUAAUAGUUUUGAGCAGAACCAGUCAUCUGAUAUCACACAGGAGCCCCAUAAACUUCUUGUAUACCCAUGGAUGGACAAGGAAUUAAUCCUUGAAAAGUUGGUCAUAUAGGUAGGAGAGGAAUUGUGAGAAAUGGGCAGCCCAAAGUAUGCACUGAACAUUUCCUGCUUCAUAUGGACAGUGCAUUAGGUAUUUUAAUAGGAAAUUUCUUUUGUAAAUGUUGAUGAUUGGCUUAAAGGUAAACUUGAGUAUCAAGAGGCUGUCUCUUCCAAGUCAGUUCCAAAGCUGGCACCAGCCCCUUCAUCAGUAGCAGGGAUGGUACACCCUCUCAGCUUCUAGCUUCAGGGCAGUGCAUGUCUGACCCAGUGAAUUCAUCUGGUUUUACUGUAAAUCCAACCCUGGGCACAGUUUCUUUUCCCCAAUCACAGUUAGUGGCCCAUCCUAUGAUUUCCUUGGAAACAGUGCCACCAGCUGUUCAGAAUAGGCCAACUUUCAGGGUGAGAACAUUGAGGUGAGAGAAAAGAUAAACAGAUUGCCUUCACUUGUGCUCUUAUUUAAUUCUCUGAAAAGAAGCCCUCUUUGCCCCCAAAUACUAGGUAAACAGGCUACUUGGCUGGUGGAAGUUUUUAUACAUGUUGCUUAGGAACUUCAGCACCUUCUGAAACAGCCCUAGGAGACUGGGAUUGUAGUUGUAUCAUUCUAUGAGGAUAAGUAGAAGACAGGGCCAGGAUGUACAAAUGUCAAGGCUUAACUGUAGGCCUUUCCUACUGAAUUUGAACCUGCUUUUCCCCUUCUCCCUGGAGCCUAUCCCCAAGUGGAACUUCUCUGGGGGAGGGGAGCCUUUUGGGAUAAAAGAUAUUACCAGAGUGUAGAGAACAAAGAGUAAUUGCAAACCUAUCUCUAAGCCAAACAGAACAAAAUUUGAAUGAGUAAGUAUACAAGUGGAUAAUUAAGAAAUUAAUUUAUUAUGGAGAAUUCUCAAAUAAAUAUUUCAUCUUACUGUGUUAUUUAAAUUAACUUUUGCUCUGGGAAGCAAAGUGAUGAAGUUGACAGAAGUGGGCUUAAGGGACCAACUGACCUGGGUUUGAAUGUGUGUUAUUGCAAGUUAAUGAUUUUACCAGAGUCUCAGUUUCUGGUAAAAUAUAUUCACUCAGGUCUUGAGAAUUAUUCAAUAUUGUAUGUCACCUGUACCCCACAGUGAGUGGGGCUUAUUUAAGCAUACUUUUUUCAAAAUAGAUGGUACCUAUAAAGGCAGUCUUUAUUCCUUGUCCAGACCAGACAGAGCAAUUUCAAUAAUACGGUAUUGUUCUAGAGCAAACAUUACUUAUAAUUAUCAUGUGACCCUUUUGCUAUGGUCCUACGUUGAAAGAACAAAAGAAAGGCUACAGAUACUCAAAUUUAGAUUCUAAAUGGGAUAACAUUUGAGAUGAGUAUUAAAGAAGGUAUGGGGGCUGGUGGAGUGGCUCAAGUGGUAGAGUGCCUACCUAGCGAGCAUGAGGCCCUGAGUUCAAACUCCAGUACCAACAAACAAAAAAAAAAAGAGGUAUGGGCUUAAAAGAAUAGGAGUCAAGCAGAUUAGUCAAUCUCAGCCUUACCAUUCAGUAGCGUUGUGACCUCUGAAUGUCAGGUUCUUCUCAUGUACAAUGUCCUGGCUGUCCUGUGUGAGUACCAAAUGAGGGAACACAUGGGAAGCACCCGACAUGAAAUUAGCAGCCAGUAAGUGGCAAUUCUUGGUAAUAUAAUCAGAAAACAAAUGCAGAAACAGGGAAACUGGAUGCUAUAUGACUGGGAGUGUGUAGAAAGGCAAGGAACAGUUUAGUUUAGUCAGGAUAGAGACCUUAAGCCUAACCUGGGGACCCAGCCUCACAGUGGCUCUCUCUCUUCAGGUGGACACCAUGUCCUUGAAGAUCCAGACAAGCAAUGUAACCAACAAAAAUGACCCCAAGUCCAUCAACUCUCGGGUCUUCAUUGGAAACCUCAAUACAGCUGUGGUGAAGAAGUCAGAUGUGGAGACUAUCUUUUCCAAGUAUGGGCGUGUGGCUGGCUGUUCUGUGCACAAGGGCUAUGCCUUUGUCCAGUAUGCCAAUGAGCGCCAUGCCCGAGCAGCUGUGCUGGGAGAGAAUGGGCGGGUGCUGGCUGGACAGACCCUGGACAUCAACAUGGCUGGCGAACCCAAGCCCAACAGACCCAAAGGAAUAAAGAGAGCAGCAUCUGCCAUAUACAGUGGCUACAGCUUUGACUAUGAUUACUACCGGCACUACUUCUACCACAGGCUCUUCGACUACCGUGGCCGCCUGUCACCGGUGCCAGUGCCCAGAGCAGUUCCCGUGAAGCGACCCCGGGUCACAGUACCUUUGGUUCGUCGUGUCAAGACUACCAUACCUGUUAAACUCUUUUCCCGCUCCACAGCCAUCACCACUGGCUCUGCCAAGAUCAAAUUAAAGAGCAGUGAGCUGCAGACCAUCAAGACAGAGCUGACACAGAUCAAGUCCAACAUCGAUGCUUUGUUGGGCCGCUUGGAGCAGAUCGCUGAGGAGCAAAAGGCCAACCCAGAUGGCAAAAAGAAGAGCGACAACAGCAGCGGCAGUGGUGGUGGCAGUGGUAAUAGUGGCAGCAGCAGCCGGCCACCAGCCCCGCAAGAGGACACGGUUUCUGAGGCAGGCACACCCCAGGGAGAAGCCCAAACUCGAGAUGACGGUGAUGAAGAGGGACUGCUGACACAUAGCGAGGAAGAACAGGAGCACAGCCAGGACACAGAUGCAGAGGAUGGGGCCUUGCAGUAAGCAGCCUGACAGAAGCAAUGGCCACCAGCAGGAGAAGGGCAUCACUGUCCCAGGUCUCAAGCCAGGCACCCACCCAUGGGUGCCAAUCCGUAGUGGGUACCAGAGGAAAGUUGGCAGCAGGCACUUCUCCCCCAUGUAUCCCAGCCAGUGCCACGUCCUCUUCAGGUGGAGUUACCAGCCUACCCCUUCCCUAUGGACCCUCCCUAUCUGCACUGCCCAGACCAGAGGGCAGAGCACAGGGCUUUCCCACACUCUGCCUCCCUUCCCCAGGACAGUUCCCAGCCUUGGGGUUUUUCUAUAGGUUUGGAGGGGGGUGGUACAGGGAGGGACCCCUGAAAAUAAAGAGAUUGGAUCCAAACCUGCUCUGAGAUGGGAUGGUAUGUUUUCUCAUGAUGGCAUUCUGGUCCUUCAUCUACCAGAAAGCUGGUCUGCCAAACCCUUCUGUUCUCACCUCAUUCACUUCUCCCUCCUAGGGAACAUUGUCUAAUACUGAUCCAUCUAUGUCUUAGUUUCCUCAGCCAAAAUGGUAAUUAAAACAGCCAACAGGGCUGCAGGAGAGGGUUAGAUGUGCUAUCUCCCACAAGCACUCCUUGCUGACUGAAGGGCUAAGCAAUUGUUUUUUGUUGUUUGUUUUUUACUAUGAAUUAUACUUUAUUUAAAAAAUAUGGAACACUUUACAAAU